This is a messenger RNA of Platichthys flesus (European flounder), 5650 nucleotides long. It is a transcript of the gene ints6l, whose product is annotated as integrator complex subunit 6 like. The record is from RefSeq and is a predicted model, not a curated record. Lineage: Eukaryota; Metazoa; Chordata; Actinopteri; Pleuronectiformes; Pleuronectidae. Gene Ontology annotation, cellular component: integrator complex. The coding region runs from base 149 to 2956 and encodes 935 amino acids. Gene Ontology annotation, biological process: snRNA 3'-end processing. The transcript is spliced from 18 exons.
AGAGAGGCCACAGGCAGCGGCCCUCUGCAGGAGGGGGCGCUUAUCCGAACAAAUACACACACAUGUGUGAGCUGCUUGGCCGCACGAUAGCUCCUAUGUGGACAUCAGUUCUUUUAGAAAAGCAUACCACCGCGGCUCUCCAUUUAAAAUGCCUAUCUUACUUUUCCUGUUAGACACGUCCGCCUCUAUGAAUCAGCGCACUUAUUUGGGUACGACAUAUCUGGACGUUGCUAAAGGCGCGGUUGAGGUCUUUAUGAAGCUGCGUGCCCGAGACCCGGCUAGUAGAGGCGACAGGUACAUGCUAGUUACAUUCGAUGAUCCACCAUACGGAGUGAAGGCAGGCUGGAAGGAGAACCAUGCGACCUUCAUGUGCGAGCUGAAGAACCUGCAGGCGUCUGGGCUGACCACACUAGGUCACGCUCUUCGCACAGCCUUUGACCUGCUUAACCUCAACCGCCUCGUCUCAGGCAUCGACAACUAUGGACAGGGACGAAACCCUUUCUUCCUCGAGCCAUCUGUGAUCAUCACUAUCACCGAUGGGAACAAGCUUACGCACAGCUCUGGGGUGCCAGAUGAGCUGCACCUGCCUCUGAACUCUCCUCUGGCUGGCAGUGAACUGACCAAAGAGCCCUUUCGGUGGGACCAGCGUCUGUUUGCGUUGGUGCUGAGGCUGCCGGGAGCAGCAACACCAGACAACGAGCAGCUCGGUAGUGUCCCCACAGAUGAGUCCUCAAUCACCCAGAUGUGUGAAGUUACUGGAGGGCGAUCAUACUGUGUACGGACACAGAGGAUGUUGAACCAGUGUCUGGAAUCUCUGGUCCAAAAGGUCCAAAGUGGAGUUGUCAUUAAUUUUGAGAAGACGGGGCCAGAUCCCAUUGGGGAAGAUAUCUCUGUGGACUCAAGUCGUCCUGUGUCGUCCUUCAGUCCUCAGCUGUGGCACAGUUGCCACAAACUCAUAUACGUUCGGCCGAACCCAAAGACAGGCGUGCCAGUUGGGCAUUGGCCCAUACCAGAGUCCUUCUGGCCGGACCAGAAUUCUCCCACGCUUCCUCCUCGCUCUGCUCACCCCAUGGUGCGUUUCUCAUGUGUGGACUGUGAGCCCAUGGUGAUUGACAAACUUCCGUUUGACAAGUAUGAACUGGAGCCCUCUCCACUCACCCAGUACGUUCUGGAACGGAAAUCUCCACACAUGUGCUGGCAGGUGUUUGUGAACAGCAGUGGGAAGCCGAAUGACCUGGGACAGCCGUUUGGCUACCUUAAAGCCAGCACCACUCUUACCUGUGUCAACCUGUUCGUCAUGCCUUACAACUUCCCAGUCCUUCUCCCACUUCUCGAUGAUUUGUUUAAAGUGCACAAACUAAAACCAAACCUCAAGUGGCGUCAGGCCUUAGAGAUUUACCUAAAGACGAUGCCUCCAUACUACGUCUUGCCCUUAAAAAAGGCGUUGAGGAUGAUGGGUGCACCUAAUCUAAUAGCAGACACGAUGGACUGCGGCCUGAGUUACAGUGUCAUCUCUUAUCUGAAGAAGCUCAGUCAGCAGGCAAAGAUUGAGUCAGACCGUUUAAUCGUGUCCGUGGGGAAGAAAGCUCCUCAAGAAACAGGCAUCAAGGUGAAGAACCACUCCGGCUCUUUAUCUCUAGCCCACCGACGAGACUUCAAGCAGCUGCUGCAGGGAAUCACUGGGGAGGGGCCUAUUCGACUCGCGGACAUCAACUUCAAAGAGUUUGCUGGCUUCCAGAUCGCUCUGCCCAACAAGGAUUUAAAACCUCAGGCUUAUCGAAAUGCCUUCGACAUCCCCAGACGGAACCUUCUAGACCAGGUCACCCGAAUGCGCUCCAAUCUGCUGCGGACAUCACAGAAACUUAUCCGAGGGCAAGACGAAGACUAUCUGCACAGUAUUCCAGUGGCUCAGAUGGGAAACUAUCAGGAGUACCUAAAGAUGAUGCCGUCUCCUCUGAGAGAGAUUGACCCCGACCAACCGAAACGUCUGCACACAUUUGGGAAUCCUUUCAAACAGGAUAAGAAGGGCAUGAUGAUCGAUGAGGCAGAUGAGUUUGUCGCAGGCCCUCAAAGUAAGAAAAGAGGAAAUUCCAAUGAUUCCAACUCGAGUGCUACUGUGAAGAGAAGGCGAAGUAUGUCCCCAUUGCUGCGGCGGCCACAGACUCCACCAGCAAACACCAACCAUGUGGUGGUGGGAAAGACUCCGGUGGCGAUUCAAGAGCAGCAGAAUCUCAUCAAACCCAUCCCACAGCACAAAGGAGUGGAUGUCAACAACUUGGUGGUCCCUGAGAGUAAUGGCGAUGGAGGCCUUGGGCCAGAGUCGGGGGCGAUCUGGCCUGCUGAGUUGGACCCUGUAGUUGAAAACUCACCUGCACUGAUCCUUGAGGAGAAGUCCAGGAUGGUAGCAGCUGAUCAGGAAGAGGACAUCGACUCAACGGAGGAGAGACUGGUGGAGGAGAGACUGGUGGAGGAGAGGCUGGUGGAGGAGAGACUAGUGGAGGAGAGACUAGUGGAGGAGAGACUAGUGGAGGAGAGACUAGUGGAGGAGACACUAGUGAAGGAGACACUAGUGGAGGAUUGUCUAGAUGAGCAGCCCCUGGAGGAUAAACACAACUGUGAACAACUGAGUCCGCAGAGCGAGCUCGACGACUCGGACGAUGACAUGGCAAUGCUGGAGACCAUUUUCAUAGCACCACUAGACGGAAGCCAAGCAGAGCUGCGGACGCGGGUCAUAAAGGAAGUCCGCAAGCCUGGACGAAACUACGAUGCAAUAGAGUCCCUCCUGCAGCAGGUGAAAGGCCCUUUUAAUGUUAAGAGGUACUUCAUCCAACAUGCCAUCAAAGAGGCCAUCAGGUUCAAGAAGCGGGUUCUGAUCCAGCAGCUGGAGUUGAUCCUUGCUGAGUUGGAGGAGAAGCAUGCGGCGUCCUUGCUGCUGUCCAACGACAAUGGCAGAUAGUGAUGAAGCCAUCUCUGGUUUUUGUUACUGAAGUAUGUUUUGUUCACGGUUGAAUAUCACCGCCAUCGAAGAGAGGUCCUCAUUGACUUGCCUCAAAAAGACUGAGAAGCUAGGGGCGUAAAAAGGACAAAUGCACUGAGAGCCGACGCUCCUACUGUCCCUGUGCUGUUACAUCACAUCCUGUUAGAGGCGGAAGGUCAGGGGUUUAGCUGGAGAAGGGGCCUCCAGCACAGAUCGACUGAGGAUGACUAAAGAGACUUUAAUAUAAUCCUCUUUAUAUUGACAGAUGCCUUAAACAUCCAUACGGCUUUUGUCUGUAUCAGCACAUUGUUCAGAUAUACACUCCGUUAGACAGACACAGUAAGCCCACAGAUCGUUCAUUGGCAGAGUGUGGACAGGACAGAUUAUUUCUGUUAUUGUUAUUUCUAUUUUUUAAAACACCUUUCUUCAGCUGGUCUGAAAAGUGUUUGUUAGUCUUAGACCAGUUUUUAGAGUAAUUAAUAACAUUUAGCUGUAUGAACGACAGGAGGAAUCUGAUCCAAUUGGGUCCCCCUCAUGUUUUUAGUAUUAAUAUCUGGUGUUGAUACUGGUACUGAACAUCUUCACUGGGAGAAUAAUCAUUUGAUGAUCUUGACAUGCAUUAACAUUAAGGGUGGGCAAUAUGGAUCAAACAAUGAUGAUGUGAUUUUAAGUUGCAUUAGCAAUAUAUGCUGAAGUUUAUCAUCACUUUACUGAAACUUUUAUUGAUAAACUAAAAAUUUCCAUUAAUGCCUUGAAAUGGCUAAAAUGCAACACUAAUACGGCCCUGCCCCCCGCUCCCUGUCUCCCCACCCUCACAGCGCCACCUGCAGUUAAGGAGCCUUUUCCAGAUUCAUAGCCCCACCCACAAGUUGACAGGAUUGAUAUCAUUAGGUUUGUUACUUUACAAUCCCCUGGUUUCUUCCAAUUGGCAUUUGUUUACUGCAGUGUUGAGGAAAUACUCAGAGGCACAAGAAGGACCUUUUAAAAUGUUUAAAAACAUGAAUUUCCGUGGAGGGGGACUUCCAACGAUAAAAUGUGUAUUUUUGGUCAAUCUAGUCAGUGACCUUUAUUUAACCAGGCAAGUCAUUAAACCUAAUUCCUAUUCACAAUGGAAGCCUGGCAAAGGGGAAAAUGCUAAAACGACUGAAGCACACUCCUUCAAAAACGUUUCGGCGCACUCAAUACCAAUACACAACAAAACAGCAUAACAUGGGACAACAAGCAUUACUUGAAUUACAUACUACAACAGAACAAGAGUAGCGAGCACCAGCUGCAUGACAAACAGGCAAAGCACAAACAGCAGCAGCCGUAGCUCAACAACACGAUAGUAUACCUUCGACACAGCAUCAGACAGACAGACAGACGAGGGUAUGUUGAUCCUAGUGAGUCAAAAAGCAGCUGUCAAUAAAAAAGUCUUUAAUAGAGUCUUAAAAAAGUAACUGAGUUUAAAAUUGUCCAGGUUUUGUGUUUUUGGAUGCAGCAGUCUGAAGUGAUGACAAACCAAACUGUAUUUGCACCGGAUACUUUUAACAGAAUAAGAUGAUACAAAAAUACACAUUCCAUACUAAAAUAUGUAGCAGGUGAUAUUAUUUAUCUUUGUUCGGAAUCUUGUGCUUACUUAGUUACUAACUGAUUUACAAAAGAUAAUUUACUACAAAGUCAUAUGGAUCUCUAUCGACUUCAGAUGGUCGAUAUAGUGGUUUCACCGUGGUGGAUAGAAUUCAGCAAAUCAAAUUUUAUUUUCAUCUUGGAAUGUAUGGAGACAAACGAUUAUCAUCAGCAGAAAUAAUUUCCUGCACAUACAUUAACUUGUUCCCAUGACAUAUUUUUCAUUUGAUAUUAUAAUGUGCGCACAAGAAACACAAGAUAAAAAGUAUCACCUGUCUGACCUUUGGGGCCUCCUUACUAAAGGGAUAGUUACAUCUAUAAAUGAUAAAGCUAAAUGUUGAAUGGUAGAAUAAUUUCCCUCAUCUCAGAGGCCUUAUUGCCCACUCUAUUGUCAACAAGUUGAAACGUCAAACAUUUCUCUCUUGAGAUCAUUUAGUCUCUAAAUGUCCAAACUGGGUCCAAUAUGUUACUAAAGUCAGUUGUACUGACUCACUCCUGAAAACAAGCGUCAUACCAUAGUUUAGAAUCUAGAAGUAUCAGUUGUUCUUUUUUACACAUUAGUGAGUUGUACUGAGAACGGACCAAACACAAGACUGAUUGAGGAUUGGUGUUGUCCUACCUGCCAUUAUAGCAACACAACAUUGGUUCAGUGAAUGCAGCUGUUGGUAUCCAUUUAGAGUUGGUACCCUCACCACACACAGCUCAGCACAACAAACACUCCAUUGAUUCCCAGAAUUACAACUUUAGUCAGAGGAAUCUGUGCAUCUGUGCUCAGUGGACGAUCAUCUGUUGUUGAACAACUGGUUAUCUGCCCUCUGCUGCUUUUCACACAAACCACAGUCAGCACUCCCCCUUGGUUCUCCUCAUUUUUACCACAGUUGUACAGUACUUUUUAAUGUUCAUAAGGAAUAUAGAUUAUUUUUGUGAAUUUGUUUAUUUCAGAGUAUAUGAACUAUUUUGAAAGGAAAUGUUUAAAAGCCAAUUUUGUAAACUGUUAAAUGCAUAUACAAAAGUGUAAAGUUUUAUGAACAUGCUCCAUUUUUUUAAGAAAACAAAAAAAUAAAC